AUGGCCAGGUUGGGUCUAGGCUUGGCUGUUGCCGUUGCGUUUGCCAUUUUUCUAGUCGACUCUUCUGAACCACCGUCCGAGUGCCCAAAGCCAGGCUACGUCCCUUUUAACGGAGUUUGCUACAAGCAUUUUGCUGAGGAGAAGCCCUACGAUCAGGCCAGCCAGACGUGUGCCUCAGACGGAGGACUGUUGGCCCUGCCUAAAGACAGCGAGACCAACGACUUAAUCGCUGGACUGGGAGACCAAUUGCAAAACCGUUGGAUCGGGCUGAACGACAUCGCUACCGAAGGCCAGUGGGUGUUUGAGGACGGACAAACCCUGGAGUCGAACGGGUAUUUUAACUGGGACACAGGUUAUUAUGGUGAUCAACCAGAUGGAGACAACUGGGAAAACUGCGCUGCCUUCUCGUGGGGUCCCCUGUCCAAGUGGCAUGAUUGGCCAUGCAGCACGGCAAUGCCAUUCACCUGUCAGAUAGGUCAAGCUUCAACUGUGCAGCCCAGCACCACGACUGUGCACCCCAACACCACGACUGUGCACCACAGUACCACGAUUGUGCACCCCAACACCACGACUGUGCACCCCAACACCACGACUGUGCACCCCAACACCACGACUGUGCACCCCAACACCACGACUGUGCACCCCAACACCACGACUGUGCACCCCAACACCACGGCUGUGCACCCCAACACCACGACUGUGCACCCCAAAACCACGACUGUGCACCCCAACACCACGACUGUGCACCCCAACACCACGACUGUGCACCCCAACAUCACGACUGUGCACCCCAACACCACGACUGUGCACCCCAACACCACGACUGUGCACCCCAACACCACGACUGUGCACCCCAACACCACGACUGUGCACCCCAACACAACGACUGUGCACCCCAACACCACGACUGUGCACCCCAACACAACGACUGUGCACCCCAACACAACGACUGUGCACCCCAACACCACGACUGUGCACCGCAGCACCACAACUGAGCAGCCCAGCACCAGGACCGAGAAGCCCAGCACAGCGGCUGUGCAGCCCAGCACCACACGUACAGCUCUGCAGGCCAGCACGGCUAAGCUACCGCCCGGUUAG
Molecule: messenger RNA, 1098 nt
Organism: Branchiostoma floridae (Florida lancelet)
Lineage: Eukaryota; Metazoa; Chordata; Leptocardii; Amphioxiformes; Branchiostomatidae
Product: splicing factor 3A subunit 2-like
Exons: 3
Coding region: 1-1098 (365 amino acids)
Source: RefSeq, a predicted model, not a curated record